ACCAAAAAUGUUUAGCUACAUUAUAUUGUGAAUAUUGUGUUCGGAAUCAUUUAAAAUCUAAUUUUUCAAAUUGGACUUCUGGAAAUAAUAUUAUUAAUAAUUUAAUAAAAAAUUGUCAAAUGGAAACACUUACGCCAGAUGAUAUUAUUGAAUGGAUCCCAUAUAAUAAUUUAGAUAAUAUUAAAUAUCUGACAAAAGGUGGAUUCUCAGAGAUUUAUACAGCCGAUUGGAUUGAUGGUAAAUAUGAAGAAUGGGAUUCUAAAGAGCAACAAUUAAUAAGAUAUGGAACUUAUGCUGUAAUACUUAAAGAAUUAAAAAAUGUUGAAAAUGCAAGUCAAAGUUGGUUUGAAGAGGCUAAAUCACAUUUAACUUUAGGCAACAAACUUUCAGAGAUUGUUCAAUGUUUUGGUUUAACACAAAAUCCAUCAAAUAGAAAUUAUUUACUUGUAAUGAGAAAGUGUGAAUUGAAUUUAAGAGAAUACUUACAACAAAAUCAUAAUCAACUUACAUGGAAUGAAAGAAUUGGAAUUACUUUUUUAAUUAUUGAUAACCUUUAUUGGGUUCAUAAAGAGAAUUCAAUUCAUAGAGAUUUGCAUUCUGGAAAUAUAUUAUAUUCACAGCUUAAUGAUAUUUGGUAUAUUAGUGAUCUUGGAUUUUGUGGUCCUGCAGACAAACCAUCAACAAGUAUAUAUGGAAAUCUUCCUUACAUAGCUCCUGAAGUUAUUAAUGGAAAAGGGUAUACUUUUAAAUCUGAUAUUUAUAGUAUUGCAAUGCUUAUGUGGGAAAUGUCAUUUGGGCAACCUCCAUUUAUGAAUUAUGAACAUGAUUGUAUUCUUGCAAUUAAUAUCAUUGAUGGUAUAAGACCAAAAAUUAUAUCAGAAAUUCCUUCUGAAUAUAAAAGUCUAAUGGAACAAUGUUGGGAUGCUAAUCCAUUAAAAAGGCCCGAUAUUAAUACACUUUGUAAUAAGAUGAAUGAAAUUAAGUCAUAUUAUCGAAAUAAUCCAAAUGAAUUACCUCAAUCAAUAAUAAAAGUAGAUAAAAAAACAAGCAAUAUAAUGAGUAGUAAAAUAUUUACAAGUAAAAUUCAUAAUUUUGACAAUCUACCUGAACCAAAAAAUGCAACAGAAGGUAUGCUUUUUAAAUUUUAA
This is a messenger RNA of Rhizophagus irregularis DAOM 181602=DAOM 197198, 1148 nucleotides long. NCBI's taxonomy places the organism in Eukaryota, Fungi, Glomeromycota, Glomeromycetes, Glomerales, Glomeraceae. The record is from RefSeq and is a predicted model, not a curated record.